Messenger RNA from Puntigrus tetrazona (Sumatra barb), 2334 nucleotides. It is a transcript of the gene st6galnac6, whose product is annotated as ST6 (alpha-N-acetyl-neuraminyl-2,3-beta-galactosyl-1,3)-N-acetylgalactosaminide alpha-2,6-sialyltransferase 6. The record is from RefSeq and is a predicted model, not a curated record. The coding region runs from base 333 to 1259 and encodes 308 amino acids. The transcript is spliced from 6 exons. Gene Ontology annotation, biological process: ganglioside biosynthetic process; oligosaccharide metabolic process. Lineage: Eukaryota; Metazoa; Chordata; Actinopteri; Cypriniformes; Cyprinidae. Gene Ontology annotation, molecular function: alpha-N-acetylgalactosaminide alpha-2,6-sialyltransferase activity.
GUGCGGCGCAUGCGCAGCUGCUCCUCCGGCGGAGACGGAUUAUGAGGCGGCGGAGGGACCGACGAUGGGGCUGACGACGACGACGAUGAUGAUGAUGAUGAUGAUGAUGAUGAUGAUAGCGCUGCGCUGAUUCAACAAGAUCCCGAAUAAAGCCCCGACGCUUCGGUAAGAAUCCCGUGUUCAUCAGCGCCGUCAAGCGCUCCCCUCUUCAGAUCAGACGCCGCUUUAUCCCGAGGAUCGCAGCAGCUUACAGGAGCAUCGCACGGAUGCUUCGUGAUGUGUUUUCAUCAGCAGACAUGAGCACUGAGCCCUGAGAGAAGAGCAGCAGGAGAAUGAGACUGCACUUUGUGGAUAAACAAUGGCAGCAGGGCCAGCGGAUGGUGAUCUACGGGGCGGUCUUCCUCAUCAUGACCCUCCUCAUCCUCUACAGCUCCAACAGCUCGGCCGAUCUGUCCAGGUCCUUUAAGGUCAGCGAGUUUCACCGGGCCGUUAAACACACCAACCUCAAGAAAUGGGCCGGGAAGGAGGGAUACGUCCCCGUUCACGGCAACAAGAGCAUGACCCUUCACUGCCGUCAGUGUGCGCUAGUGACCAGCUCCAGUCACGUGUUGGGGACUCGCGCCGGGGACGAGAUCGACCGCACCGAGUGCAUCAUCCGCAUGAACGACGCUCCGACCUCCGGCUACGAGUCCGACGUGGGGAACCGGACCAGCGUGCGCGUCGUGGCUCACUCCAGCGUUUUCCGCGUGGUCCGCAAACCCGCCGAGUUCCUGAACCGCUCGGAGAACCCGGCCGUCAUAUUCUGGGGCCCGGCGACGAAGAUCGGCCGCGACGCCAAGGGCACGCUGUACCGGCUCAUCCAGAGAGUCAGCAUGACCUACACCAACCUGUCCUUCUUCUUCAUCUCGCCCGGCAAGAUGCAGAGGUUCGACACGCUGUUUCAGAAAGAGACCGGACGGGACAGGAAAAAGUCUCAGUCCUGGUUGAGCACGGGCUGGUUCACCAUGGUCAUCGCCAUAGAGAUGUGCGACAACAUAAAGGUUUAUGGGAUGGUGCCACCAAACCACUGUGGGAAGCAUCCUCAGCCCAAACGCAUGCCCUAUCACUAUUACAAGCCCCGAGGUCCGGACGAGUGCGUGACGUACCUCCAGAACGAGAGGGGGCGCCGCGGAUCUCACCACCGCUUCAUCACCGAGAAACAAGUGUUUGCUCGCUGGGCCAAGCAGUACAACAUCAGCUACAGCCACCCGACGUGGUGAGGAAACACCAGAGCCAAGAUGGCGGCUCUCCGCACCUCCGCGUGACCUUCUGAUCCAAAAUGGCUGCCGUUUCAAAUCGCCUGCUCGGAAAGGCAUCUGGAUUAGCGACCGAGCCGAAAUGGAACGAGCCACGGGUGGACAACCUUAGUUUUCCUCGACGUCUGAACUUGUUUCGGUCUCAAGCGUGACACACUACUGCCGUGACGUUUUCCCAAGCCUUCCCUCACAGUUUUUCUUCCGGCCUAUCGGAUGGAGAACGGAAGAGAAAGCCUUUAUGUCAGUUGCCAAACGGGAGAUUGAUUUAGAUCGCGUGAAACGAACAACUUCACGAGAUUAAGAGAUUAAGAGAGCGUUUUAUGGUGUAAAUAAGAACUGUGUAAAAAAAAUUGUCGUUCCGCAAAAAAAAAAAAAUAUUUUUACAAGUUUAUAUGGUUUUAAAAAUGCCCUAAACGAGAAAAUACUUUAAAUCGCACCAUUUUCAGGUAAAUAACACAUUUUCUGUACUUUUAGGGAAGGUGUUGGAUCAGAGACUUAUUUAUGCCUUUAUACCUUUAUGAAUGAAAUCUAUGAAAGUUGAAGAAUAUUCUAUAACUCUAUUUAAUAUGGUUCACUGGAUCAUCUAUUACGAGAACGUGUCCGGGUCGUUUUUCAUCACAAAAUUAGAAUCAAUUAAAAAUGAUAAAUGAAUGUGUUUUAAAGCAUUUAAAUGCAUAUCAGAGCCAGCUUUUAUUACUUAAAUCACAAUUAAUUUAAAUUAUUUGAUGCACUAAAUGCAAUAUAUGCUUAUUUGAAAUAAAGUCAGCAUAUCGUGAUUAUUAUUACUGUAUUAUUAUACAGGGUACGGUCUUGGUAACUAUAUUGCAAAUCAUUUAAAUUGUUUGAAAUGAAGCCGAAAUAAAAUCUUAAAACUUAAGAUUUUUAAAUGUUGCUUUGGCAAAUAAAUUUUAGUUCACGUAGCAAUUUUUAACGCUAAAUAAAAAAAUACACGAUUAAAAUGAAUUAAAUAUUAAAAAUGCUAAUAAAACACACCACAAAAUGAUUCAAACGUAAACUGAAAUUAAGACAAAAACUGAAA